AUGAAGGAGAUGGGAAGAUGGUCUAACGGGAGAUGGGUCUGGGAUUUCCAGUGGAGGAGAGACCUCUUGGACAGAGAGCUCGAAGUGGUGCAGUCGCUGACCACUUUCAUCUCUGAAGUCUCGCCUAAAUUUGAUUGCGAAGAUCGCUGGGAGUGGAGAGGGCACAAGAGUGGGACGUACACAACAAACUCGGCCUACCGAAUUAUCAAGAGCCUUAAAGAAGACAAGGCCGAGCUUCCUCUUGCAGUGAUGGCAGCUAGAAAAAUCUGGAAAUCGCCGGCUCCUCACAAGGCGCGAAUGACAGCGUGGAGAGCUCUCUUUAACAGACUCCCUACCUGCAACAACCUGGUCAAAAGGCAGAUUGACGUGGGAGUCGUUGAGAGAAACUGCAACGGAUGCUUUGCUCAAGAGGAGACAGCUAAUCACAUCCUCCUCCGAUGUCCAAAGAUCGAUGGGAUUUGGAAUAAUAUGUACGCUUGGCUCGGGUUCCAGUCGGUACGUCCCUUUGCUAUUCCAGAUCAUUUCCUUUCCUUCUCACAGCUGGGCUCGAGCAAGAAUAGCGGGAGAUUCCUCUCGGCCCUUUGGAGUUGUAUUGUCUGGGUUGUUUGGAGGCGAAGGAACGAAAGUAGAUUCGAUGAUAAGUCUUGGGAGAUUGACCAAGUCGUUUUGGAAAUCAAAGCCAGAAUGUGGAGUUGGAAUUCCAUUUUUGAUAUCCUUGGAGGCGAACUCUCCUUCAGAGAGUGGUGCUCGUCGUCCAUUUGCUCUCUUCUUUGUAAAUAA
Messenger RNA from Salvia miltiorrhiza (redroot sage), 780 nucleotides. RefSeq lists its product as uncharacterized. The transcript has a single exon. Lineage: Eukaryota; Viridiplantae; Streptophyta; Magnoliopsida; Lamiales; Lamiaceae. The record is from RefSeq and is a predicted model, not a curated record. The coding region runs from base 1 to 780 and encodes 259 amino acids.